UGGAGCCGUCGUGCUAAUUUCACACACUUGAAAGAUCUCUCGUUAUCGACCUUCCUUGACCAAAGCCCAUCUUUCGUCGUCUCAAACUUCUGCGGUGUCCGCAUCUCUAGGUGGGACCUCUUUCUCGCCCCGUGGCCACCUGUAGCAUCUCCGAAGACACCUUGGAAGCCGGUGAUACAUCACCUACACCAGUGAUCGUCUCUUCUUCACUUACACCGGUGAUCGUCUCUUCUUCAAUGUGCCCCGAGAAGAACCGAGACCUGUUUUCGAAGGGUUUAAGGGUCACUUUGUGAAUUCCAGGCCGUGUCUAUACCCGUACGGAGGUCUCUGGAUUUAUCCUCUUGUCUCUGUCCCAAGGAGUAGCUUCUGGGCUGCAGAGUCCUUUUAUUCUGUAGCCAUGAGCUACACAGAUAGAUCACCCGAUCCUUCUCUGUCGGGGGGCUGCGACCAGAUCGGCAGCCCUGAAGAUGAACUGGAUUUCUCUAUCCUGUUUGAUUACGAUUACCCCAUCCCCGUAGAAGAAGAACCGACUCCUUCACAUAAAAUCAUCAGCCCACCUGGAGUUGCGUAUCCUCAUGACGAUGGCUCCGAAUACGGCCUCAAGCCAUACAGUCUUCUGGCUUGUCGCAGGCCCUCUGCAGAUCCCAUGGCCAGAUAUGAACAGACAGAUAGUGUAGGGUCAAAAUAUUUCUUGGACCCGCUAAAGGCUGCUGGGGCUCCAGCUUUGAGUCCAAGGAUUGAGAUCACGCCAUCUGAGCUGAUGCACUCAGGGGGUUCAUUCCGCAUCAGAGAUUCAGAUAUUGCGGUAGAUCACCAGCAGAACUCAGCAGCUACUAGCCCAAGAUUGCUGCCAGUCCCUGGUUAUGAGGGCUACAGGGAGCCGCUUUGCUUAAGCCCAGCUAGUAGUGGCUCAUCAGCAAGUUUCAUAUCAGAGACUAAUUUUUCUCCUUACACAUCACCAUGUGUUUCACCCAAUAGCGGUCCUAAUGAUGACCUGUGUCCACAGUUUCAAAACAUCAAUACUCAUUAUUCUCCUAGAGCUUCUCCAAUAAUGUCACCACGGGCAAGCAUCACAGACGAAUCCUGCUUGGGACCGCAUUCUCCUUCCCCUCGACCGAACUCACGGUCAUCGUCCCCUGGCUCAAAAAGAAGGUACUCUUGCGCUGAUCUCUACACUGGUCAGCAAAGCACAGUUUCUCCACGGCAGUCGAGAAGCCCUUCUCCUCAACCUACUCCUCUUCCCCACCGAAUGGAUGGCAUGAACAACCUUGUAGACCAUUCAUUCGCCGUACCAUCAAAAAUGUGGAAAACCAGCCCCGAUCCCUCACCAGUGUCAGCCCACAAGACUGUGCCAUGCCACCUUUAUCCAAGUGACGAGUACCUGGGGAGUUAUGAGCAGGAGGAGAGGAAGAAUUCAGAUCCUGGUUCAAUCUUACUAAUGCCACCAACUUGGCCUAAGCCUCUUGUUCCGACGAUGCCUUAUUACAGCAUUCCCGUUGCUUCUCUACCUUCCCUUGAGUGGCCAUUGACGAGUCAAGUUGGAUCUUACGAACUUCAGAUUGAAGUGCAGCCCAAGCCACACCAUCGUGCGCACUAUGAGACUGAAGGUAGCCGCGGGGCAGUGAAAGCCACGACUGGAGGCCAUCCAGUGAUUCAGCUUCAUGGGUACAUGGAGAACAAGCCUCUGGGCCUUCAGAUCUUCAUCGGGACAGCAGACGAACGCAUUCUCAAACCGCACGCCUUCUACCAAGUGCACCGUAUUACCGGGAAAACAGUAACCACCACCAGCUAUGAGAAGAUUAUUGGGCACACAAAAGUCCUUGAGAUACCUUUGGAACCCAAGAACAACAUGAGAGCCACGAUUGACUGCGCUGGAAUCCUGAAACUGAAAAAUGCCGACAUUGAACUGAGAAAAGGAGAAACCGACAUCGGGAGGAAGAACACGAGGGUUCGCUUGGUCUUCCGAGUGCACAUCCCAGAAGCCAACGGCCGGAUUGUGUCUCUGCAGGUGGCUUCCAACCCGAUUGAAUGCUCCCAAAGAUCUGCUCACGAGCUUCCGCUGGUGGAAAGACAAGAUAUUGAUAGCUGCCUGGUGUAUGGUGGACAGCAGAUGAUCCUCAGUGGCCAGAACUUCACAGCAGAGUCCAAAGUAGUCUUCACAGAGAAGACCCCAGAUGGGCAACAAAUUUGGGAGAUGGACGCAACAGUGGAUAAAGAUAAGAGCCAACCGAACAUGCUUUUUGUAGAAGUCCCUGAAUAUCGGAACAGACACAUCAAUGCUCCAGUGAAAGUCAAUUUCUACGUCAUCAACGGCAAAAGAAAGCGCAGUCAGACCCAGCACUUCACGUACCAUCCAGUGCCAUCUAUUAAAACCGAGCCAGUUGAUGAAUAUAAUCAGCCGAUCCUGGGAAAUAAUGUACACGGUGGUCUUGCGACAGUGUCACCAAGUUACUAUUCCCAGCAUUCGUUGGGCAACGAGUCUCCAUCUUGCUUGAUCACCAACUUGGUUUCAUGUCAACACGUGCGUACAAAUCUGCCCCCAGAGUCCCCAGAGUCCAGAUAUCACCAGCAGAAUUCCCCAGCAAAUCUUUACCAAAGGAGCAAAAGCCUGAGUCCAACUCAGUUAGGGUACCGUCAACCACCCCUUAUGGCCCCACAAAUCUCCGUUCCAGAUUCUCACAGAUCCGUUCUUGUCCACGCUGGAUCUCCCAUCCAAUCUUCCACCGUUCUCCAUUCUCCAGCCAAUCCACAGCCAUCCCCCGUAAUCCAUUAUUCACCAACCAACCAUCAGAUGAGGUGUGGCAGUCAUCAGGAUUUCCAGCACAUAAUGUGCUCCGAUCAUUUCGCAUCAAGCCCCACGCGAGCAAGUCAACCACUGGUCAGCCAAGCACAGAGAAUAAGCCCAGGUCCAUACCCAACCGUCAUACAACAACAACAACCAAACAGCCACAGAGCAUCAAAAAACGGACCUCCUGGAUCAGAACAAAAGGAAAUCUUACCAACUGGAGUCACCGUUAAACAAGAACAGAAUCUGGAUCAGGCCUAUCUGGACGAUGAGCUGAUAGAUACAAACCUUAGCUGGAUACAAAACAUAAUUUGAGACAGAGUGACAGUGAUCUAUGAGUCAAGAAAUGAAAGUAAAAGUUAAUGAAAUUAUCAGGAAGGAGUUCUCUGGCCUGCCUUCCAGAAAUCAAAUAUAGAGGACCGGAUCCGCUAGACAACUUUUACUGAAUGCUUCCACCUCUGACCUCCUCGUAUCUUUCGGCUUGUCCAACCACCUUCUGUUUCCUCCCCUUCCAUCGCAAGAAAUCCAUUUCAACGCAAGAAACAAUAUACUGGCACACAAUCUGCUUUGGCAGUUUUUUCGCAGCUAAUCAAAUCGUUCCUGUAAACAUCAAAGCGACACUCUUCCUUUUUGGUCGUAAGACUUAUUGUUCUGUCAUAAUAAAUGUGUAACAAAAGGAACAUUAAGCAGAGGGAAGGUCUAUGAGAAAUGUCCAUUCUAAAGUGGGGUCCAAAUAAAGUAAUAUAUAUAUAUAGAAUUGUCAUUAAUCUUCUAUUGUUCUUUGAACUUAAAGCAGGUCUUCAAACAUCUAAAGCGGACUGCAAUUGUGUUCCUCAAAUCGGAAAUAGAGGCUAAGGGGAGCAUUUAAAGGCUCUCGUAGUGUAAAUAUAGUUCCUGGCUGUCAAAAAGAGAAAAAACAAAACAGAAAGGUCCUCUUUGUCUCAUCUGUGCUCUUCAACAACCAACAAAGCCGACAAUUAUACCUUUAGAAACUCUGGAUCGUAGCAAGGCUUGUGUCUUCUAAAAAAAAAGAAAGCCACCAUUCCAAAUAGAAUUAUUCCCCAACAAACUAGUUUUUGGAUCGUAAAUCCAAAGAAAUAGCUUUAGCUGCAAGGUUAAGUUUCAGUAGGACAUUUAGAAGGUUGAGG
Messenger RNA from Spea bombifrons (plains spadefoot toad), 3933 nucleotides. RefSeq names its product nuclear factor of activated T cells 2 (gene NFATC2). Gene Ontology annotation, molecular function: RNA polymerase II cis-regulatory region sequence-specific DNA binding; DNA-binding transcription factor activity, RNA polymerase II-specific; transcription factor binding. NCBI's taxonomy places the organism in Eukaryota, Metazoa, Chordata, Amphibia, Anura, Pelobatidae. Gene Ontology annotation, cellular component: transcription regulator complex. The record is from RefSeq and is a predicted model, not a curated record. Gene Ontology annotation, biological process: regulation of transcription by RNA polymerase II; cytokine production; calcineurin-NFAT signaling cascade. The coding region runs from base 398 to 3100 and encodes 900 amino acids. The transcript is spliced from 11 exons.